Mytilus californianus (California mussel) is the source of this 995-nucleotide messenger RNA. RefSeq names its product tumor necrosis factor receptor superfamily member 19-like. Gene Ontology annotation, molecular function: protein binding; signaling receptor activity. Gene Ontology annotation, cellular component: plasma membrane. The transcript is spliced from 7 exons. Lineage: Eukaryota; Metazoa; Mollusca; Bivalvia; Mytilida; Mytilidae. The coding region runs from base 75 to 995 and encodes 306 amino acids. Gene Ontology annotation, biological process: positive regulation of JNK cascade; positive regulation of canonical NF-kappaB signal transduction. The record is from RefSeq and is a predicted model, not a curated record.
GAGCAAUCAAUGUGGUCGCUGUUUUUAAUUCAAGGGAUAUUCCUCAUUUGAUUUGAUACAUUUGAUAAAGUUAGAUGGUAAAAUUAUUUUUACUACCAGUAUUUACUCUGCAUAUACUGCUUUUGGUAGCGCCAACGAUUUUCACAGAGAAUAACAGUACACUGUUCAUGAAUAGUGUAGGUUUCUCUGAAUGUGUUAUUGGCAUACAAUACUACGACUUCGAUCAAGAAAAAUGUCGAAGAUGUCAACGUUGUAGAAAAGCUACCAAUUACUUGCAGUUUAAUAUCAGAAUCAGUCCAGAACAUGGAGCGUUAGACUGUUUUCCCUGUUACUGCAAGCCUGGUGUGAAGUUCUAUGACGAAUAUGCUGGUAGAUGUAGUAAGUGUCCAGUCUGCAAUACACAUGGUUAUAUAAAUAAAAGCAAGGAAAUACCUUCAGAUGAAUUUCAUGGAGCAUUUGAUUGUUAUCCGUGUGUAUGUGAUCCUGGAUACUUUGCUAGUGCCUUGACACAUUACCAGUGUACAGAGUGUCAUGAUUGUCAUGGACAGAAUAAACAGUUCAAAACUCAUUGUACACAAGACACAGAUUCAGAAUGUGGUGACUGUCUUGUAGGGUACAAAAAAUCCUGGAUGGAAAAUGCAGCAUGUGUAAAAAUUGAAACAACGACAGUUACCCCAGAGCUCAGUUCAACUCCAGAAACAACAAAUUUAGCUCCAAUCGUUGGUCAUAGACAGGUGAAGAGAUCUCAAACCAUACUAGUUGUUAUACUGGUCAUUGUAACUUUUUCUGCAUUAUGUAUUAUCUUCAUGGUGUACCGUUUCAUAAAUCACCCAUCAUGUUGUAGUAAUGUAUAUCAUGAUAUAACAGCCUCCACCUCUGCUGCCACACUCACUUCUAGGUCAUCUGUGAACAAGAACGAUAAUAAACCAGAACAACUGAAUGUUGGUCAUGCUGGUUCUACAGACGCUGCUGUGAAUACUUUGCAUACAACAUAA